GCGUUAAUUUUUGAUCUAUUUAUUUAUGCUUCACAACUUCCGGUCACCUGCUUGGUGAGAUGGUGUACUUCCCAAAUGGAUGAAUGAAAGAAUUGUAAGGAGGACAAGCAGAAUUGGGGGUAUGCCUCCCCAGUAUGUCAUCAUUGUGAAAAAUAUUUUUAGAAAGAAGUUAGUAUUUUUUGCAGUGACAUAAAGCAUCUAUCCAGAUGAAGAACAGCAAAGUAGAAUUUCAAAUCCCUUGAAAUUGUCACAUGCGAACCUAAAGGAAAGAAUUUCAAACCUUCGUAUAUAUAUGUAGCUAUUUUCUAUAUAAGUAUUAGAGUGUCAUUGAAGCCUCAAGACUGAUGUGUAAAGAAAAUAUGCAAGAUUUAUGCAUGUUGUCAGUAUUGGACACCAGUAUUUAAAAAAGUCCAGUGUAUUAAAACUAUGCAGCAACCACUAUUAAUGAACAACGCUCUUUAAAGUUAAUGUUAUUUGCACUGAACAAAAUCAUAAAAAAGGAUUUUACAAAAUUUGCACAUUUGAGACGAAUAAAUUUCUUUACAAGGACAGAGGAUCAUUGAAAAACUUAAUGAUGGAGAAACAUUUUUAAAAAGAUGACAAAAAUUGCUCGUGGAAGAUAUUCCGGAAUGUGACAGUUGACAUAAGGUACCUUUUUAUUCAAGUUCUUUAAUGGAUUUGAAUGAAAAUUUAAUCCCUGGAUAGUCCUUAUGAAGUUGUUAGAAUAUCUAGAAGAAGGAAUAAUGUCUGGAGGAAUCUUCUAUCCUGGUGAAAAUCUCGACUCUAUGGAUGAGUCGAAAAGAAACCCCUUGCUCUGUUACCUAUGCAAUGAACACUAUGAGGACCCUUGCCUGCUGAAAUGUUUUCACUCUUUCUGUGCAAAAUGUCUACGUGGUCGAGGAGCGGAGGGGAAAAUGAAAUGUCCAUUGUGUGGUAUUGAUACCAUACUAAAAGAUGACCAAUCACUGCCAGCCUCAGAUUCACUGCUGAAAUUCCUGGUCGAGUCUUCCUCUGAGGACAGAGCUCAGUGUGCAAACUGUGAUGCUUGUUCCACCCAAAUGUUUUACUGCAACACUUGCUGUCAGCCUCUGUGCGAGGAGUGCCGUGAGGAGACCCACAGGGCGCGUAUGUUCUCCUGUCACGAGAUUGUCCCCAUGACAAAACGGACAAAAGACAUCCACAAAAGAUGUGCCUUACACAGUGAACCCUACAUCAUGUUCUCAACAGACACAAAAGCAAUGCUGUGCAUCAACUGUUUUAGGGACAUGACCACAGAGAGCAGGUCAUAUUGUAUAGACAUAGAAACUGCUCACAAUCAGGGAUGUAAGAAACUGGAUGAGUCUGUCCAGACAAUACGUGAAUUGCAAAGCUCAGUUCAAGACGGCAUAAUACUUAUGAGAGCCCUGAUAGAAGAGAUCAAGGCAAAUCUUGAAAGAGAAAAAGAUUCCAUCAAAGACCUUUAUUCAGCCAUGCAGGAGAAAAUUGGAGAAACAAAAGAGAUUCUACUGGAGGAGGCAGAUAGACAAUACCAGAACAAACAGAAAGUUUUCCGGGAACAAUUGACAGCUUUGAACACUCUCCUUCCCACCCUCCAUGUUAAUCUGGUCACGUGUGCUGCCUUCACCAGUUCAGCUAACAAGUACGAGUUCCUGGACCUGGCAUAUAAACUUAUGUCCAGGCUACGAGCCAUAGCCAGACUGCAGCAUCCCAUAAGUCCACUUCAGAGUAGCAUGAUUUACACUGAUUUCAAGGCAGAAUUUGCCAGGUGUCUUGAAGGUCUGUUGAGUUUCAAGCCUCUCCGUGACUCUCCCAGUGUCAGCAUGGUCUCGUCCACUGGAACAAAUGGCGGCUCAGUCAGAUUUGAAAUCCCAGUGACGUCAGUGGGUGCAAAGACACCAACCACCUCAACUAUGCCAUUAUUCAACUCAGGGGUACGACGCAAUCUCAUGAACAGCAACAAACAGAAGUUAAUGGAAAAAGAAGGGAUAUUUGCUGAACAUUGCAAGGAAUUCAAUGUGAAAUACCAGGAAAUCAACCAGAAGUUUGAAAAGUUGAAAACUCAGGUUCAGGAGACACACAGAGAUAUGACCUUGAGGCGGUGCCUUAUCAAGAAGUGCUUAUUAAAUGAAAUACUAGAAGAAUGCAGUCAGGUCGAAGCUAAAGUCGCAGAGCAGUUUGACUUGACGGAGCAAAAAAGACCAACUUUGGAAAAACACUGGGAAGAUACUUUUCAGAGAGUGCAAUAUGAGCAGGAGAUAUAUCAAGCACAAAUGUCUGAUCUCAUAAGACUAAAACAGGAAAACCAGCAUCUGGUAGCAAUCUCAAAACGACUGGAGCCUUUUUUGAAGUCAAUAACAGAUGUAACCGAGAGGAUCUCUCCAAAGAGAGGCGAUGGAUGUAAGAACAGUCAAAAGGCAGAUCAAAUGCAUGCCCUGAUGGAGGAGAUUCACACUAUCACUCCAGACUCUCAGCAGAGGGUUGAUGCUAUCAGAAUUACUCAGGAGGAACGCCAGUCUCAGAUAGCUAACAGAACAAACCCUAUGGAUGAUGCUCUCAUUAAAACUAAAGGGCUCUUAAAGGCUCCCUCGGAGAGGAAAGAGAUUGGGAAGAAGAAAGACAGGAUUGUGGCACCAAAAACUGAAACAGGAAGUGAAGAAGAAAUGGAAACUGUUACAGUAGAGAGCACUAUGGUUAAAUCAGUAAUUGAGAAUUCAGCAUUUAGUCAAGCGGAAUGGGAAAGUCCCGUGGAUAUUCAGGUUGAGGAAGCAAGUGAAAUGAGUGAAAGUGAGGCACAAGGUAAAUCAAAGGUCAAGGUUGCUCAAGGUCAAGGUCAAAAUGUCAAGGUCAAUAAUGGAUUGAGUGUGAGUGCGGCUGACUUUCACAUAACGAACGGUAAAGAUAGGACAUCUUCUCCUUCUUCAUCUUCUGAUAUUUAUGAAAGUCCGUGGGGUAGCCCAGGAUCUGGUGAGUCUUGGAUUGCAGAGGGCAGCACAGUCAAUCUCAAAGCAAUAAUCACAAAAAUUACGGUCGACGGGGAAAGUUUUCCUUGCACCGAUGAAAAGCUCCACACUGAAGCGGAAAUCUCUGAACUGUUGAGUGGAGGUAGCAUUGUGAGCACUUCACCUUUUAAAGAAAUGGACUUGAAGCAGAAAAUUGAAAGCAUGAAAUCUGGAGAAAGCAUUUGUUGCUCGGAAAGUGCCAAAAAAAGUAAGAGGUCAUUAGAGGAAGAGAUGAAGAAAUAGGUGAAAUAUCUGUGAUAUACAGUGACUUUUGAUAUGAUAUUUUCUCCACAGAUUUUGAUAUUUUGAAGCAAAUUCUAUGCUUAUAAUAUAGGUGCUCCAGAUAAUGUAUGAAUAUAUCUUUCACACAAACUUUGUUAGUUUUCAAGUUUAAGAGCAGUAUUCUUAUUUGAAUUAUAAGAUCCAGGUUACUUGGAUUCUUUUGAGUGACAUCGAUUUCUUUUUGUUGACGAUCUCAUGUGAAAUUUUGUAAACAGUAAUCUAGUCUUCAUUGUCAAAUACUCAAUUAGUAUAUGCAACUUUAACUAAAUGCUUAAGUUCUUCAGUUGGGAUAUAGAAAGUGAAAAUUUUGUAAUACCCCCCCCCUCCUUCUCGGAAUUCUUUCCCUGGUUACAAAAAUUGACUUUGAGUUAAAUUUUUCUGUGAUUUGAAAAGAAUGCCAGGGUACAUACAUCUUUUGGUAUGUUUGAAUGUAUAAAGCAUCUCUGAGGAAACAAGAGAUCUUUCAUUUCAGAAAUAUGGCAAUAAACUGCUAAAUUUUGUUAGCGUAGGUUCCCCUGUGAUAUGUGUAAAGACACUAUAGGUGGCGUCACCUCCUCCUUUCAGACACGUAUUAUAAGAUUCAUACUCACAAUGUACAUCCUCAGCAUGCACCAAAUUAGUUGUCUGUUAUUUAUUAUAACUAUUUUAUUAUUAUAAUUAUUUGAU
This is a messenger RNA of Lingula anatina, 3947 nucleotides long. RefSeq names its product RING finger protein 207-like. NCBI's taxonomy places the organism in Eukaryota, Metazoa, Brachiopoda, Lingulata, Lingulida, Lingulidae. Gene Ontology annotation, cellular component: perinuclear region of cytoplasm. Gene Ontology annotation, molecular function: Hsp70 protein binding; zinc ion binding; transmembrane transporter binding. The record is from RefSeq and is a predicted model, not a curated record.